Molecule: messenger RNA, 1849 nt
Organism: Fopius arisanus
Lineage: Eukaryota; Metazoa; Arthropoda; Insecta; Hymenoptera; Braconidae
Product: solute carrier family 22 member 15-like
Exons: 6
Coding region: 1-1764 (587 amino acids)
Biological process (GO): transmembrane transport
Cellular component (GO): membrane
Molecular function (GO): transmembrane transporter activity
Source: RefSeq, a predicted model, not a curated record
AUGCUAUCCCGAGAUGCCCAUCAGUCCACAGACGACAUUGUUGACGAGAUGAUUGGCUCAGGGCGUUGGCAACUCCUGAUAACUCUUCUUCUGAGUUUCAGUACACUAAAUCACACACUGAACACCGGCACCGAGGCCCUGAUGCGUCCAGACGGCUGGUGGUGCAAAAAGCCCAAUUUUCUCCAUCACUGGACUGAUGUGCAAUGGAUACUGUACAGCCACACUGGAGAAUCCUGCGUUGGUGUCUGCAAUCGUAAACAGUGGGAUCAGCAGUUACUCGCUGAUGGUUAUUUUCAAGGUUGUGAAGUUUAUGAAAUUGAUUACAGUGCGUUGAUUAAUUUGAGUUACGCAGAUAGACCGACCAUUGAUACCACCAAAACCGUAGCUUGUCCUUACGGAAUCCAUUACAACACUGUUGGCGGUCAGAAUUUAGCUGAGAAGUUCAAUCGGGGGUGUGAUAACGGAAAAAUAGUGUCACGGCUUUGGCAGUCAUCCAGCGCAUUUGGAAGAAUCAUUGGUUACAUUUUUAUGGGAACCCUCAGCGACUGGAUCGGCCGCAAAACCGUGAUCUUCAUCUCCUGUGGAGUAGCUCCAAUUACCGCUGCUAUGGUUGCGAUAUCACACCAUUACGUACUCUUUAUCAUAUCAAGUAUCAUCAAUGGUUUCUUCGACGGGGGAUUCUCAGUGUGUCUCUUACUCAUUCUGGAAAUCAGUACCAACCUCAGAAGAUCGGAGUUACUCGUCAUCGUGUGCUGCUGUUUUGGCCUGGGAAUAGGGAUCCUUCCAACAUUCAGGAACUUCUUCAAGUCCUACGACCUAAUGCUGGUGUCUACCAACGCCCUGUUCAUCCUCAUGUUCCCGUUCAUUGGAAUGAUCCCGGAGUCCCCGUCUUGGCUCUUCUGCACGAGAAGGCUGAGUCAGUUGAACAAGACAGUGAAAAAAGCUUCAGCGAUGAAUGGCAGCUCGAUUCCUCCAGGAGUGAUUGUUUACCAGAGCAACGAGAGGCUCCAGCUACCUCGAAAGAGGCUCCAGCUUUGGCACAUCUUCCUGGAGCCGGAGAUAGCCUGCGAGAUCAUUGGAAUAGGAUACCUGACAGCUCUCUUCGCUCUCAUAUUUGGAUCUUCUUAUUACUCGAUCUUGGCACAUGUGACUAAAUCGCAAGUAGCCAAUGCUCUUCUCGCUGCUGCCACGAUGGGGGGCAUGUUGUGCGGUCAAUUCUGCAUGCUAUUGAUGGGACACAAAAAGAUCCUACAGAUUGCCAUUGCACUGGUCCUCGUGAGCUCCUUCAUGCUGAUCAUUGAUCUUCAUCAGUUGAAACCUUCUAAUACGGGCCCUACCACUAUCUUGUGGCUCGUUAAUGUGAGUGUUGUCAGUCUUAGUUACGGGGUUUUACUGAAUUACAAUGCAAGGACUGUCCCGACAUUGUUGAGGGGAACUCUAUCUGGAAUCUGGAAGAGCAUCUGGGCCCUCUUCGUCUGGACCGGCAACUACGAUUACGUAAAGUUCCCAACAAUGGCAAUCUCUCUGAUAAUGACCUGUAUCCUAGCUGCAUUAUUCAGUCUAAAUCUCAAAGAUUUAUACCACCGUGAAUUGCCAGAUACAAUUGAGGAUUCAGUUAAUUUAAAAAUAAAAUCCAAACCUAAACGCUGGCUCGUGGAGGAGAAUCCAGAGCUUGUUGACGACGAGGAGAGGUUUGCAGGGAAUAGUGUAAAUUUCUUUCAAAGAUUCAGAAAGAAUUCUGUUCAGCCCAAAAUCGAAUCUUAAAUACUAAAUUAUGCAUGAAUGCAUUGUGCAUUGUGUAAUCACGAAAAUAGAGUGGAAUAAUUUGAAUUGGAUUUCUGGAUUUAGA